Anopheles funestus (African malaria mosquito) is the source of this 3942-nucleotide messenger RNA. RefSeq names its product annulin-like. NCBI's taxonomy places the organism in Eukaryota, Metazoa, Arthropoda, Insecta, Diptera, Culicidae. Gene Ontology annotation, molecular function: protein-glutamine gamma-glutamyltransferase activity. The transcript is spliced from 4 exons. Bases 1517 to 3820 code for a protein of 767 amino acids. Gene Ontology annotation, biological process: peptide cross-linking. The record is from RefSeq and is a predicted model, not a curated record.
CGUGUUUUGAGUGGAGAAGUUUCCUCAGACUGUGGAACUAAGACUAAAACUGUUGUAUCUAAGCAACAAUGAAACUCCAACUUCCUCCGUGCUAACGAUGGAAGGUGUCAUGAUCGCCAACACUAGUUCCGUUCCAUCGUUCGGUUUAUCCCUGGUGUACGUCAGUAAGGUUUCCCAAUCAUCUGCCGCAUAGUCCCGUGUAUUGUCAUCAUUGGUGUAAAGCGGAACCAUUUCCGUAACAGAUCACCUCCGAUCCGUAGGGAACUACCGAGAACUUCAACACCAUCAUAUCCAUUUGGCGAUCAAACUUGCGAUCACACAAAAAUUGUACUGUUAAUUGAGCUCCUUCCGUGCUCGAUCCGAGGAACAAAUUUUAUCCCUUCAAGUGAUGUCUCUAUCGAAAAUGAUCACUAUACCGCAGUACUGCCCAUUCCCCAUUUUAUUGUUUAUUGAAGCACACCUCAUCGUUUCAGCGUGCGCAUAAUCAGUUACUUCUUAUUCUAAAGAAUUUCGCGAUAUCAAAUGUUUAAUAAUCAACUAGAAUUCUUACUCAUGAUCGAUAUCGCAUUCAUAGUGUACAUAUAUCAAUUACCGGCUGAAUGUUUAUCGUGCUGCACAGCUAGUUGUAACAAUUUGUAACGUUCUACGGAGAUGAUUUAUGGAGCAAAAUAAACAGUUACGUAUAAAGCAUAAGGUACAUUCUCUGUAGAAAUAAAUGUCUAGAAUUAAGGUUGCAUAAUGGCUACUACAACACUUGUUACAGUAUAUGCUGGUAUGAAUAACAGUCCAAUACCGACUAUAUAUUGAUAUGCAAAAAAUCACGAAAAAAACACAUGCAUAAUGUGACUGGUGCAAGGUGGCGACUAAAAUUACAUCCACGGAAGAUUAUAUUUUAUUUUAACGACUUUCGUGGCAUUGUUUUGCUUUACGCACUGACCACAUGUUGUUGGUACGUGGCAACGCUUUCGGUGCAUAAGAAAAAGCAAGAUUGAUAAUAAAUUCGCUGACCCGCCCAAUGUUUUCGUUACACAGCAGUUAAUCACCACACCAAACGAUCAGCAUCCUUCUUCUUUUGCACCCAUGUAUUCUCCACCAUAUUGACGGGCCCUUGUCCGGAUGGUCAUUCAUCUUCCGAUUUCAGUAUUCGAGGAAUGCUAUACCCGAAAUAACGUCACCACGAUGACGAACUGUCAGUUUUUUUUGUUGCUGUGGCCAUCCCCUACACCCUUCGGAUGGGAGAAUGGGCGACAGAAAGAAGGGGGGGGGGGACACUUUUCCUGCCGUUAGAGCAGGCGCCCAGCAGAAGAGCUAUGGUUUGAUUUAAUAAUAACCGAACCGUACUACAGAAACGACAUGACUCACCACACGUCACGGAUUCGAGAGCACACACUGGUUCUCGCAUCAUAUAAAUUCAGCUAUCGCCGUUCGCUGGCCGUUUAGUUCCGAUUCGCGCUUACACACUGAUAGACAACCGUUAGCAAAACAUUCAAGCCGGCUUCUUUGCAGCAUUUCGAAAAUGGAAGCAAACAGUGUACCACAUGCGUUGCCAUUUGGUUUUUGGCAACGGCAGGACCAAAAUGAUGAUGAAAAUGAGAUUGAAAACGAAAUGGAGCCUGAACUGAUCAUCGAGCGGAUUGAUUCCUGUCUGGUGGAAAACGGUAUCAACCAUCGAACGGACCGGUUUGAGAGCAUGAGCGUGUCGGCGAAUAAAACAGAAUCAUCCCAAUUAGUUAUCCGGAGAGGGCAAGAAUUUCUUCUUAAGCUCAUCUGCAACCGGCCAAUCAAUCCGAAAACGGACGCCAUUUCUCUGGUCCUAUCUGUUGACCCAAUUGCUGGUGAAUGGAUCAGCCAUGGACAUGGAACGGUAGUGUACAUGUUACUGCAUACUGACGAUAAUCUCGAAGAGGAUCAUGAUUCUGAUUGGAGCGCCAAGUUACAAUCGACCAGUGUAAACGACGACAAUGCUACUGAGCUACUCAUUGGUGUAAGAACGUCUCCAAAUGCUUCCGUUUCCAAAUGGACGUUGAUGAUCAACGUCAAGUCGAAGGGAUUGGAAGAGAGCACCCGAUAUCAGCUGGAUCAACCUAUCUAUCUGCUCUUCAAUCCCUGGUGUGAAGAUGAUCCAGUUUACCUCGAAAAUGAAGAUCAACGACAAGAAUACGUACUGGAGGACAUGACUAUGAUAUGGAAGGGAAACGAACGUAGUUUUCAUGACAGCAAAUGGAAACUUGGUCAGUACGAGAAAAACAUGCUAGAAUGGACCUUUAGGCUGCUAGGAGAUGUGGCCCAUGUCUCCGCCACGUAUCGUGGCAAUCCGAUUAAAGUGUGUCGCGCACUGUCGGGAGUUGUGAAUAGCAACGAUGACUACGGUAUAGUAGUUGGCAAUUGGAGUAAAGACUACAAUGGCGGAACAGCGCCAAGUGCGUGGACCGGAUCGGUAAAAAUUUUGCAACAGUACCACGAAACAGGAGAAUCGGUUCGGUACGGACAGUGUUGGGUGUUUGCUGGCGUGCUGGCGACCCUAUGUCGUGCACUCGGAAUACCGUGCCGUAUCGUUACGAAUUUCUCGUCCGCACACGAUACCGAAGCAUCGCUUACGGUGGAUAUCUAUAUGGAUGAAGAAGGAAACGUAAUGGAUAAUUUUUCCCGCGAUCGCGUCUGGAACUUUCACGUGUGGAACGAGGUAUGGCUGAAGCGGCGAGAUCUCGGCACAGAUGCCUACGAUGGGUGGCAGGUGAUCGACGGUACACCACAAGAGUUCUCCGACGGCACGUACAAACUUGGACCGGCACCGGUAGAAGCCAUUAAAAGCGGGCUGGUAAACAUGUUGUACGAUUGUGACUUCGUGUUUGCCGAGGUGAAUGCAGAUAGGGUGUUUUGGCGCUACCGUGGACCAAGUAAACCGUUAAAGUUGAUUCAGAAAGAUACGAUGGAUAUAGGACAGUUCAUUAGCACGAAGGCCGUUGGAACGGAUGAGCGGGAAGACAUUACAAACAACUACAAGUGCGGCGAACAAUCGUCGGAGGCUAGGAUCACGAUGCUGCGUGCCCUUAAACUUGGACAAAACUGUCUUACCAAACACUACCUGAAGCAGAUCAAAAUUGAGGAUCGUUCAGUGAUCAAGCAUGAGGGCCGCGACGUUGAGUUUGAGCUCGAGCUCAACGAUAAAGCGAUGGUCGGAGAAUCGUUCAACAUUAUUUUGCGCGUAAGAAACAUCUCCUUUGACGCGGCACACACCAUUAAUGGGAAAAUUCAUCUCAAACGCUUUCUUUUCACUGGCAAGAACAUCAAAACCAUCGUAAGUCAUUCCUUUUCUAAACACAUCGAACCAAACAACGAAGCAGUGAUCGAGGUACCGAUUGCAUUUGAAGAUUACUACGAACCGGGAAUGGAUGAAGCGAUCUUCAAAGUGACCAGUUUUGCGACUAUUGAGGGUGUUGACUAUGAGUACUUCUCGCAGGAAGAUUACAGCUUGCGUAAGCCCAACGUGCAGCUGGAACUCACUGGUACACCGGUGAUCCAAUCUAUAGUGAAAGUAACGGCUUUCUUUGACAAUCCACUCCCAAUUCCCAUCAACGGCGGUGCGUUCCAGAUUGAAUGUUCGGGUUUGUCCAAAACGCUCAACAUACCGGUUGGUUCAGUUGGAGCUGGGGAAAUAUGCAAAAUUGUUUUCAUGAUAAGACCCUCGUUCAAAGGAAACACCCAACUGUCGGCUAAGUUCCAAUCCGCGGAGCUGAGCGAUAUUGAGGGAUCGUUUAACUUUCAGGUAGAGGAUCGACAACAGAAUACUGAACUAAAUAAUGUUUUAGUUUUCUUCUAAACCUCUUACAACUUAGCAAGAAAUAAUGGUUUUUUUAUUCUUAAAGAACGUAUUGCUAUGUUAUCACGAUCAUAACCAAUAAAUCUAACGCCAAACGGCUCUAAAUACAUCUGCACUAUUCA